AUGCUCUCAUAACAUUCAAGAGACAUUCCAAUUUUCUCAAGAGAGAAGGACAAUUAAAAACUUGGGUUUGGAACUCCUUAUGAAAGAAGCAAAUAUCAAAGAGAAGAUGAUAAAUAAAAUAAAAAAAGUCAGGAUUCCGAUGAAAGUAACAAAAAAUCAUUUGAAUUGCAUAAACCCAUCGAGAAAAAGUCUAUGGAUAUAAAUUAAUCUGAGACACCAAAGAAGACUUACAAUCAAGAAUAGAGUAGGAUUGACUCAAGUCAAAAAUACACCGACGACUUAGAUAGAUAUAAUGAAUACGAUUUUUACACCGAUUUAAACUACUAUAAGAUGUUUGACCGUAACAGAACUAUACUUGAGGUUGAAGAGAUUGUAGUUCCAAAAUAAUGGAACCAAAGAGAAAACUUCAAGCAAUCAAUAGGUGAGGAAGGCUCCAGAGAUCAGAAUCAAAGAUUUUAACAACACAAUUAGUCUUAGUAAUAAAAGAAUCAAUCGAAUAAGGAUGAGGAGAAAAUUAAUAAAAAGAAUGAUGAGCAGUAAAAUAAAAACGAAAAGUCGAAUAUAGAUUUUGAUAAGAAGCAAAAGUAGUAGACAGAUUCCGAGACCUCUGAAGAUAUUUUUGGAAAAGGUAGAAAAGAUGAUGCUGGAACACUCUUGUGA
This is a messenger RNA of Stylonychia lemnae, 660 nucleotides long. Lineage: Eukaryota; Ciliophora; Spirotrichea; Sporadotrichida; Oxytrichidae. The record is from the annotation of a GenBank genome assembly.